AUGAAUGGAAGUAUUGUCUCUCUGAUUAAAGAAAUACCUUUCGCUUCAGAAAGCCUGAGCGCUAACUUCAGUAAGGCAGCACUUUCUCGAGGCGAAAUCGAUUUUGACAUGCAAGAAUAUUUAUAUAAAUAUUCUUCACAACAAGAAAACCAAUUAUUGUCGUUCACUCACAUAUACGAUAAGCUUCUUCGCAAAAUUAGGUCCCAAUUCGAUCAAAAUACGAAAAAUUAUACAAGAUUUAUUAUUAAUCGUGUUCCUUGUGAAGAUCAGGUCUACAGCCAAAUGCUUAGUACCGAAAAUUUUGAUGAAAUACCAGAUUCCGAGCUUUAUUAUUAUAUUACACAAUCAGAAAACAAAAUAGAUCCAUUAAAUUACUCAAAACUUUUAGAGAGAGUAUUAAAGACAGCGUACCCGCGUACAAAGCUCGCCGCCAUACAGUUCUUCAUGAAAAUCAGAUACAAUACGGCUCACGCGCAGUUCGAAUUGCCUGAAAUUAACCACAACAAGAUUGAGCUUGUUGAAAGCUGUUCAAUGAACAAUUGGGCCACAAAUGAAACAUUUUUACAGUACCUUGCGAAAUCAUCUACUCAUUGCCUUCAAAUUUCCAUUAUUGAAAAUUCAAUUAAUGUUAUUUACAUUUUAUACAAGAAUAAUCAAGGAUUUUACAUAUUUAACAUCAAUAAACAAACAAUACUCCACGAUGGCAAUACAAUUCCUAUCAGUUCCAUAUUAAAUUUCCCGAUAAUUAAUUUAUCAGUUGUAAAUGGCAAAUUAACAUUCAUUUGUCUUAAUGGAUUACGUUCAUGUGCAAUACAGCUUGACGAUGACGCUGUUCCUUCAACGAAAAUUACAAAAGAACCAAAUGAUUUAUGCAAAUUGUUUGAUUCACCAGAAAAAGCAAUUUGUAACAUCGACGGCAGCAAAGUAUACUUCAACAAUCAAUCAAAGAUUGUUGGAUUCGAUUUAGUUUCAUUUACAAAAAUAAAUCCACCGGAUUAUUACUUCAAAUCGAGGAUAAACUACAUCGGUGAUGAGUAUUUAUCAAUCACAGCCACAGACAAAAUCAUUUUCUUCGAUAAAUACCGUCAUUCGUACUUAUCAAGAUAUACUCCAAUAAUUCGACCGAGUUUUCCCAGCUCCUCAUUAAUUGCAGCCACAAUUAUCGGUAUAGACAUGUUAGAUGAACUGACCAUGACGUUCGAACACUUGAUAAAAGGCAUUUUUCUUCCAAAUGACUUAGUAUCGAACCAAGACCAGAACAUUGAAGAAGGAAUGCAGUUCUACGAGGAUCUCCACAAGUCAGACAUUGAUCCUGCAUUCACAUUCAUCAUGGAUACGAUGCUGAUGAGGUUUUUCGCGUUGAAUUUGAGACAAAAAGUGUCAUUAAAUGAAAAAAUUUCGGAUUUGAUUUCACGAUUCAUUUCAAGGUGUUUUUCUAAGAUAAAUACAACAGUACCGCAUUUAAACACUAUUGAUAUGCUCGUAAGAACAACAAAUUCAGGUGUUUACUGGCCAAGUUUGUUACUAAAUAUACAAAGCCAUUUUACUGACAUUUUUUCACUUCCUCAGUCAUUAUUCUUUGACAUGACAAGUGAAUACGAGAAGCUGAAUGAUGAUGACUUAUUAAAUGUCAUAACAAUAAGAAUGAAUGACAUUUAUUAUUUGACAAAAACAAGAAAAUCGAGUGAAAAGAAAAAUGACGCGAAAACAACGAAAAGUAUUUACGACAGAGAGUUUCUCUCUUUCUUUAAGAGUGUAUUCAGUUUGAUACAGACAAGAAAACUCUCUGUUUCCCGUAUUUUACUUAAAAAAGUUCUCGAAAUUUUGUCAGUUAUUCCAUUAAGAAGAAAUUUGGCAGAAUUAUCUUUGAAUUUUUUGGUCAACGAACUCAAUCUCAACAAGUUGAUGACUGACGACGUCUUCCCUGAUGUAUGCCAAUGGUUCGCUGACGAUAGAAAACCAGAAUUGUACACAAUUAAAUUGAAUACAACCGUUUUUUCUUCAGAAAAUAAUUAUAAUGACAUCAACUUGGAAUUGGAAACUCCUUUUGAUGAACUGAUGAUUACGAACGAGAAGAACAAACCGGACAAUGUUUUCUUCAAUUUCGAGGAAUUCAAAAAUCCACAAAUUUUGAAUGGAUUUGAAUUGAAUCUUUCCAUCAUUUCCGCCCAGAAAAACAACCAAUUUCUUAUAAAUGGAACAGAAACAAAGUCAACAUCACUUGAAUUCUUGAAAUAUUGUAUUCCUGAUUCCAUUUUUUCGUUGAUUUCUUUGGUUGUCAACAAAUGCCUCAAAAAACUUGAAAAAGUCAUUGAAAUCUCCGAAUUCGAGAGACAGAACCAGUCUCUUUUGAAUCUUUUGUUCAGGAAGAACAAAGAAGAUGACUUCAUUUACGAAAUGAGAGGCAAAAUGAAAUUUUUUGUCAAAGAAGUUGAUACAAAAGAAAAAGAAAAAUUGUUGAAUUCUCAUCAAAUUAAUUUAGUUUUGGCAACUGAAAACAAGUUCACAAAGAAGCUUUUCUCAAAGGAAGAUAAAAGGUUGGCAACUGCAAGUAGAAUGAUUAAUAAUAACAAUGAUUAUUUCAAAUCAAUUCUACAAAUUUUGGUGUCAAUUUUUUAUUCAUGUGAUUAUCUCAAAGAAUUCAAUGAGUUGCUUGAAAAAGAGAAAAUUGAUCCAUUAAAAAUGCCCGAAUGGUUUGAAGCCAUAAACACCAAAUUCCAGUCAUUGUUUACUAAUAUCAGAAAGAGUAUCCAAGACGAGGCAAAUGGAAGACAAGAAAAUGAUGGUGUUUUAUCACAAAUUUCUUACAAAUACAAAUUUUUGAUGGAAUCACAAUUGGAUUCACGAAACAGAGAAGAAAGAAUGGAAGACAUCUUUGCGAUCUACAGUUUGGAUUUCAAGAAAUCCGAUCUGAUGAAUGUAGAAGAAGCAAACAGAAAGAGAAAAGAACUUAAAAAUGAAAUUUCUCAGUAUGUCAAAAAAUUUAUGUCAAAAUUUACAAACAAAAAUUUGAGUGCUGCCAUUUAUCGUUCUUUCAUUCAAUUAUUUGAUCUCGAACAUCAUAGAGAUCUUGUUGACACAUUUGAUUCUAAAAUGGUUGCAUUGAAUGACACUGCUUACACACUCCACAUGAUUCCAUUCACAAGCAAACUCGAGAAUGUUGCAGAACAGUUUUUAAACGCGAGAUCAGAUUUUAUAAGAAAUGUUACAUUGAUCAUUUACGCAAUUUUCGGAAGAACUAAUUAUGUAAUGAGAAAUGUGACUCUUCUUAUGGAAGGAAAUGAAAAUGAGUAUUACUCAAACAUCUAUGAUACAGCAACAACUUCUCAGGGUUACAAUUUCUUGAUGCCGAAAAUUAUUAAUUCUCUGCGUCAAAAGAAAGAUGCAAAAUUCUUUUUACAAAAAGUGACACCAGAAUUAGAUCAAAACACAAUUUCUGCUUUUAUUUUAUUAGGAGCAGAGAUCUUCGACUCCGAUAUCACAAGAUACGUGUUAGUUGGUGAUAACUGCGUCAGUGUAAAUAAUUCAAAAUUAACAGAUGCCCAGAAAAAGUCGAAUCCAAGCUGUUUCAUGAUUUCUCCUCCAAAUUUCGAAGUUGAUCAAAAAUUGACGAAAUCUCUUGUAGAAAUCAUCCAGAAAAUGGAUUUCAACAUUAAAGAUAUCACAACAGCUAUCAAAAAUUGCAUUGUUAUGUCAUUCUUCUCCAAAGUUAUGAAAAAUGUUAAAAAUCCACAGGAAUUCGCCUUGAAUUUCCCACAAAUCAGCCGUGUUUCGAAAGAAAUUAACAGUACAAAGAUCCCGGCAUACUCAAGUAAUGUUUUUUGCCACAAAAUCAGACAAUUAAUGAUGUUUUCUGAGAUCAAAGAAUCGAAAAAAGACACGUUGAUCUGUUUGUCGCAAAAUACAAGUGCAAAUAGAAUAAUCAAAGGAAGUGUAUACACUUCUUCUUUCUUUGUUUACACAAAAGUUGUCGGGCCAUCGUUUGCUGUCAAAUUUAAUUUUGAUAAGUUUACAAAUCAAUUGAAAUAUUUAGGUUUCAUUGAUGAAGAUUGGAACUGCUGCUUCUUGUCAUUCUUGGACAAAAGAAUCUACAUGGAUAAGAAAUCUUACCCGUUUAAUGAUAAUAUGACAAAAUUGACACUUACGGGCGUGGAUAAUUUUGUACAAUUCAAUGACAUGAAAAUUGAUUUUGGCACUGACAAAAACAAGUGGAUUUUCUUGAUAACUGUAUGUGAUAACUCUAAGAUUAAAUACACAGUUGAAAAAGCUGUUAUUAAUCCAAAAGUUACAACAGAAAAACCACAAGAACAUCAGUUCGACGUCAAGAAGAUUUUCCCUGACAUUUGCAUCGGAAUGAGUGUGAAAUUGGAAGGAUUUUACGACGCUUUCGUCAGAGAUUUCCAUAGUAAUUACUUCAUUGUCGACGCAAUUGAUGAAGAGAUUGAUGCUUACCAGUCAGCAAUUCCUUGCAGAUACAACCAGAUCGAGCAGAAACAAACAGAUUUCGAGUCAAUUAUAAACAUUGCAUCAAAAACUUACGAAAUUUGUGACAUCAACCAAAACAAAGAAAAACUUUUGAAUAUAAUUAGACAAUACACAUUUUCUAUCAUGAAAACAUUCAUGAAUCAUUUCGAUCCAUCGAAUUUCAUUAUAUUCACCAUUGAAUCAUUGGCUAAACUCACUGAUGAUGCUCCACAAAAGCAAAUUGAUGAAAUCAAGUACCAAAUUGAAAGUGACGCGAAAAGAAAACAAAUUUUGGAUUUAAUUGUUCAGAAAUUAAAGGAAUUUGAUAGUUCUCCACAAUCAAAGAAGACAAAAGACUUUGAUGCAUUGAAUAAUGAUCCUUCCUCUUCAUACCAAUACGCUUUCUUCCAAGGUUGGAAUCAUGGUUUGUUGAUGCAAAAAACUUUUAUUAAUGGUUGUCACUUUUUGUUUGAUUUUGAAAAAAUUUGUUCAGCAUUUGCAGCGAAAAUCCUUGUUUCAUUCAAGAAUGAUGUUCCUAACAAUGUUGAUGAUGCUAAACUAUAUCUAAAGUACUUUGAUUUGCCAAUUGAUUACAAGAUUUCAGCAAGUAUUGAUUUCGCAAUUUAUUUGAAUCAAAUUGUCACUUUUGUUUUCCAAAAUGAUCCACAAUUUAUUCUCCAGAAGAGUGAUCAUUCUAAAUUGAUCAACAGUUCCGCUAAAUUGCUUUGCAAAGAACUUUUCACCUUCAUUUCCACAAAUCAAGGAGACAAAAUGACUCUUUUACCUUUGUUUUCAAAUGUAACAACAAAAAUGGAAAGACACAGAUUCACCAUUGCAAACUGUUCCAAUUUAUUAGAAGUUAUUGACCAAAAAGGCGUCAUAUCAAUUCUCAAUCCAAACACGCAAAAAGCAGUGAAGUUCUUCAGAUACAUUCCAGAACAAGACCCCAAGAAAUGUUUGACUCAAUGGAAAGAAUGGAACAACAAAGAUUUCAGACAAUGUUUGACAAGUGUUGUCGAAACUAUACAAUCUUUGAAGACAGUCAACGUAAACUAUCCAAAUUUGGUUGUUUAUUACUGCCAUUUAGCUUACUGCGAAACAAACGGUAUCCCUGAAGAUUACUACGACAUGAAAGGACCAAGAGAAAGGAUCUACAACCAACUUCAAUACCUUACUUCUCUCAGAGGUUUUGAUGCUUUCCAAGGUCAUAUUGAUGCAGGAAAAUUCAUUGUUAUGACAAUCCCUAUCAAAGAAACAUAUGCAAGAACAUUUUCAUACAACAAUGCGAAAGUUAUCAUUGAUACUUGGGCAGAACACAGCAAAAGAUUUAAGACAACAAUUCUUAAAGAAGAAGGUUAUUCAAGAAUGAGAUUUUACAUGGCGAUAUAUUUAGGUGAAACAGGUAUCGAUGCUUCUGGUUUGUUUAAAGAUUCAUUGAGCCAAAUGGUUGAUGAAUUAAUGGAUGUCAACUUCAGAAUGUUUGUUCCUCCGCAGCCAUCAUUGAAGAAUGUAAAUUAUGGUCUAGUUCCGUCUUCUUCUUUGUCUGAAAAGAGAUCUUUUGCUAUUGGAGCUCUCAUUGCGUGCGAAGUUGCAACAAAUAACACGGCCAAAUGGACAUUGCCAAUGUUCAUUUGGAACUAUUUAGCUAGCGACGAAAAAGCGGUUUUGGAAGAAUUCGUUGAUUGCGAUGAUAAAAUUUAUUUCAAUGGAUUAAAAUCUGUUUUAGCUCAUAUAAAGAAAGGAUUCAAUGACGUUAUUGCUCCUGAAAAAAUAGCACAUAUUACAGGAAAUUACUUGAAAAUGUUGGCAAUUGGAAGCCAAGAAAAAAUGACAUUAGAUAAGUUCAAGAGAUUUGUAGAACCAAAUGGAAACAUUACGAAUGUUUUGUUUGAUGCAGUAGCAGCCUUUACUCAUGAAGAAUUCAUGCAGUUGAUCAAGUUCAUCACUGGCCAAAAUACAAUUCCUCCAGAUGGAAUUGUUAUUAAAGUCAGAUCAUCUCCUCCAAGACCAAAUCAACGAACUGAACAACAAUACGCUUAUCCUGUUGCUCACCUUUGCUUCAAUACAUUGGAUUUGAUGCCGUAUAGAACUCCUUCAGUCCUUAGAGAAAGACUACUUUUCGCUAUUCAAAAUUCAAGCGAAAUAAAUGAUUAA
Molecule: messenger RNA, 6618 nt
Organism: Trichomonas vaginalis G3
Lineage: Eukaryota; Parabasalia; Trichomonadida; Trichomonadidae
Product: ubiquitin protein ligase protein
Exons: 1
Coding region: 1-6618 (2205 amino acids)
Biological process (GO): protein polyubiquitination; ubiquitin-dependent protein catabolic process
Molecular function (GO): ubiquitin protein ligase activity
Source: RefSeq, a predicted model, not a curated record